Messenger RNA from Babesia bigemina, 2763 nucleotides. RefSeq lists its product as hypothetical. NCBI's taxonomy places the organism in Eukaryota, Apicomplexa, Aconoidasida, Piroplasmida, Babesiidae. The transcript is spliced from 5 exons. The record is from RefSeq and is a predicted model, not a curated record. The coding region runs from base 1 to 2763 and encodes 920 amino acids.
AUGGAGGAGAAGACAGUAUUUGCCAGCACGGAGUCGCCCCGCCGGGUGAUCAAAUUCGCGACGCCGCCACUCAGGCCGCAGAAACAGCCUGUGAUCAGCUCAAUGUCGUUCGGUCUCAACGAUGAUUUCGCAAACGUCAUGGGCGGCGAUAUGCCGGACUCCAAUAUGCUGGAGCAGGUCAACAGCUGCGAUCCAAUGCAGUCGCCCAGGAGGAUAAACCCGAACGCCGACAGGCUCUCCGGCUUCGCGUCGCUGAGGACGAAAACCUUCGACAACAACUUCAAGGAUAUCGAAGGGCUCAAACGCAAGAGCGAAUUGAUGCACCUCUCGGAGAAGUCCCUCUACAGCAAACUCUUCACGCCCAAGCUAGAGGCGCUGCAAAGGCUUGUUGAGCCGGGCAGGUUCACCAGCAAGGAAGGUCGGAAGCCCCAAGAGGACGGUUUCGGCGAACGGUUGGCGCAAAAACGGAGUCGCGACCCACCGAGAGAGGACGAGGGGCACUCCUCCAGCUUAAGCGAGCAGCAGACCCUCGCAGAGGAGCCCGCGCCGAUAAUUAAGCCGGAAUUCCCACUCCAUACAUCCCGCGCGCCACAGCGAGGACUGCAAAUACUGCACGGUGGAGAGGACUACGACCUGGAUGAAGAGAUACUACAAAAGCCACUGAGAGCCGAGGGUGAACAACAGGCGGAACAAGUGGUAACGUUGGUGUCAAACGACGAGGUGGUAAACGGGGUAAAAAAGAAGAGGAUAACAGUCCCCAAGGCGGCGUACAAGCCCCUGGAGGUCGACGAGAAGUCGUCGAACAAGAUCAUCCUCCGGGUGGUUGGCGAUGCGGGCACCGAAACGGAUCACCCGCGCGGUGACGGCGAUGCCGAACAUUGGCUCGACGCCAUAGAAAACCAUAUAGAAAAGCUCACCGACUGGGUGGAAUUGCGCGGCAAUACGCUUACCGACCCCAGGGCUCUGUUCGCCCAGCUUGAGGCGGUGAGGCCGCUGUGGAUGCCGCCGGAGAUAUUCUAUCUGUUCUGCAUGAAGCCCGUCGGGAUGGACCCCCAUGAGUUUCUCGAGCUGAUAGAGACGCACAACAUCGAGGAGUGCGCCGAGAGGCUGCACAAGUUCAGCGUGGUCAACACCAACGCCAUGGGCUACGUGAUCGACGCGGAAAACGAGACCUUCAAGGAACUGAGCAAACUCAACAAGGUGCACAAGCGGCUGGCCAACGAGGAGGACAUCUACUCCAAGAUCCUGGCCAAGAUGAUGGACAACUUCAACGGCCAGGUGGAGGACCUGCUGCAAACCACCAGGCAGGACCUCAGGCUCGCAGCGGGGGACACGUACCUCCAGUACGGCUCCAUCAAGAACAUGACCUCGUGGCGGAUGGGCGACCCGAUCAUCAGGGAGAAGGGGUUCGCCCACGACAAGGCGUCGAAGGAUAAGAUGAGAACGCUCCAACAAAUGCAAGAGGUGUUCGGCGAGUACUCAAACGUCUCCUCCGAAACAUCGGUGGACGAGGCCAAAUACAUAUACUACAUGAAGCUCCUGCAGGACAUGGAAGACAGCGAGCGCGACGAGCUGCGGGAACAGCUUGCGCGUGACCGCACGCAAGCCCUGGCGGAGUACUCGUUUAUUGAGCCGCCAUUCAAGCCGCACGACUGCCUCGCCUGGAGGGUUGUCGGGGUGUCAUGCAAAUCGGUCGUUUGGAAGAUGUACAACACCGUGAAGUGCGCACCCGUGGUAUACAAGCAACGGCUGACGGGCGCCCUCGAUGCGAACACCGUGGCUGCGUUGCACAACGGGUUCAAACAAGCGUUCGACGACAUCCAGAAGUACCAAACGAAGUACGCCUACAACAAACAAGUCAUUUUCGCCACCGGAUUCGAAGUCAGGGCGGAGUGCAUCGUGGAACGCAUGGAGUUCAUCAGAGAUGUGCCGGUGUCGGACCUCUUCGAGAAGACGACGCAAAUGACGCCCACCGAACGCCUUGCUCACGCGCAGGUCAUAGUCAGAGAGGUCACGAAACUGGUGCGGCAGCUGCAAGGGAUCGAUUUCGUCCUGCCACUCAAGUCAAGCAGACUGUACCUCUCGCCGGCUGGGGCCAGGAUCUCGGUGGGCCUCCCCUUCCCCCUGCUCCCCGCCGACACGCGGAACCUCCUCAAAAAGCACGAGAAACGUACCAUCGCAACGCUGCUUUGGGGCAAACAGAUCGACUGGUACCUCCCGCCGGAGGCAAGGAACGACACUGGUUUUACCAGGGACCCCGCGGCAGUUGCGAAGGCGCACGUGUGGAUGAUCGGCAAGAUACUGUACGAAGUGGUGUGCGACACCACCAUCUCGAGGUCUUCGCUCGACUACAACAAAAUCGAGCUCUGCGAAGACGCCGACACCCGGGACUUUCUCAAGCUGUGCCUGCAGGAGAACAUACUGAAGCGGCCGUCCGUGGACGACCUGCUGAAGCACCCGUUCAUGAAGCGAAGCAAGCUCAACUACGGUAUGUUGCCGUCAACGUGCUCGCAACUUGAAACAGGCUCCCUCGGGCCGGUCGACGUCGGCAAGGUGCAGUGCGCCGUUGAGAUUCUCGGCGACAUCGAGACGAUCGUUCUCAACAAAAUCAACCGCACCGAGAAGGGCGUCGCCGACUACGAGCAGAACGAGAACUGGGAGGCUGUGCUCGGCGAAAGCAGCGGCGAAGACCUCUGCCCGCUCGGGAACAAGUACGCCUACAACUUCCCCGUCUGCAGCCGCAGCGCGCCCCUCAAAAAGUAG